This is a messenger RNA of Pterocles gutturalis (yellow-throated sandgrouse), 1887 nucleotides long. RefSeq names its product CAP, adenylate cyclase-associated protein, 2 (yeast) (gene CAP2). Gene Ontology annotation, biological process: cell morphogenesis; cytoskeleton organization; regulation of adenylate cyclase activity. The record is from RefSeq and is a predicted model, not a curated record. The transcript is spliced from 12 exons. Gene Ontology annotation, cellular component: cytoplasm. Lineage: Eukaryota; Metazoa; Chordata; Aves; Pterocliformes; Pteroclidae. Bases 1 to 1440 code for a protein of 479 amino acids. Gene Ontology annotation, molecular function: adenylate cyclase binding; actin binding.
AUGGCAGAGACUCAUGGUUUGAUGGAGAGGCUGGAGAAAGCAGUGACUCGACUUGAAUCACUGUUUUCAGAUUCACACGCAUCUGGUGGAAUGGGGUGUGAUGCGAUCAAUGGAGUCAAUGGAAGCAUAGCACCGUAUGUUGAAGCCUUUGAUAGGCUGCUGAACGGAAGUGUUGCUGAGUUUCUCAGGUACAGCAAGAUUCUUGAAGGUGACGUGAAGACACAUGCAGAGAUGGUACGUGCUGCUUUCCAAGCGCAGAGAUCUUUCCUGCUGUUAGCAUCUCAAUGUCAAGAGCCUCAAGAGAAUGAGGUGGCAAUGCUUCUCAAACCAAUAUCAGAGAAGAUUCAGGAAAUCCAGAACUUCAGAGAAAGGAAUAGAGGAAGUAAAAUGUUCAACCACCUCUCAGCCAUCAGUGAAAGCAUACCUGCCCUUGGGUGGAUAGCAGUGUCUCCUAAACCAGGCCCUUAUGUCAAGGAGAUGAAUGAUGCUGCUACCUUUUAUACUAACAGGGUAUUAAAGGACUACAAGCACAGCGACACACGCCAUGUUGAUUGGGUGAAGUCAUACCUGAACAUCUGGUCUGAGCUUCAAGCUUAUAUCAAAGAGCAUCAUACCACAGGGCUCACCUGGAGUAAAACUGGUCCUGUUGCAUCACCCAUGUCCAUGCGAUCUGUUUUAACAAGCGGGUCAUGCGUCUCCCCACCGCCACCGCCACCACCGCCACCACCUGGACCUCCCCCCAUCUUUGAUACAGAAACCGUAAAGGAUGAAGGAACUGCAGCUCGCUCAGCCCUAUUUGCACAGCUUAACCAGGGAGAGGCAAUUACCAAAGGGCUUCGACAUGUCUCUGAUGACCAGAAGACUCACAAAAACCCCAGCCUACGUGCCCAAGGUCCAUCUGUUCGUUCUCCAACAAAAAGCCAUACUCUGAGUCCCACCUCUCCCAAGAAUUCGCCGCAGCAAAGCCAUCCCCCUGUCUUGGAGCUAGAGGGAAAGAAGUGGAGAGUGGAAUAUCAAGAGGAUAAGAAUGACCUGGUCAUUACCAACACUGAACUAAAGCAAGUGGCCUACAUUUUUAAGUGUAGCAAAUCUACGCUUCAGAUAAAAGGAAAAAUCAAUUCAAUUACUAUUGACAACUGUAAAAAGUUUGGCCUUGUGUUUGACAACGUCGUGGGAAUCGUGGAAGUGAUCAAUUCCAGGGAUAUUCAGAUUCAGGUGAUGGGGAAAGUGCCAACCAUUUCUAUUAACAAAACAGAAGGCUGCCACAUCUACCUCAGUGAGGAAUCAUUAGAUUGUGAGAUUGUGAGUGCCAAGUCAUCCGAAAUGAACAUACUCAUCCCCCAAGAUGGUGAUUAUAAAGAAUUUCCGGUUCCUGAACAGUUCAAGACAGCAUGGGAUGGAUCUAAGUUGGUCACUGAACCUGCAGAAAUUGUGGGUUAACUUCCUAACGCCAUACAGCACUUGCUGACCGUGACCAGACCGCAGCCAGCGUCAACAAAGCAGUAAUGUAAAGAACUAGAAGUAGCAGGAGUUCAUUCUGCUGUGAUAGGCCUUCAAGCAUUAGCUCUGCAUGCUUGAAACAAUAACACAUCUGGCACGCUUUUGUUAGGCAUCCCAGUUAUUUUCCACGUUUCCACACAGUUUGCCUUCACAUACAAUUUGAAUUCUAAAUGCUGUCAUGUGAAUGUAAUGGAUUAAAACCCCCGCCCUCCAGUCACAUCAUGGGUUUGCAAUACUGCGUACAUUAAGCCAAAAUACUGCAUGAUACACUUUGUUACCAUCUUGCUUCAGUGCAUUCCUUUUUCUUUUUCUGCUAAUCAAAAACAGCAUUCAGACUUUAAGGUAUUUAUUUUUACCUAUUAAGCAAUUCCUGUAUGAUGCAGUAAA